Molecule: messenger RNA, 655 nt
Organism: Racocetra fulgida
Lineage: Eukaryota; Fungi; Glomeromycota; Glomeromycetes; Diversisporales; Gigasporaceae
Source: the annotation of a GenBank genome assembly
AUGGACAUUGAUAUGGGUAAUAAUAACAUAAACCAACAAGCCCCCGGGGUAUCUAUUUCAACUUUCCCCACGACGCAAUUUAACUUUGGGGGAGAUCUCGGAAAUGUUUUCUUUAAUAAUAGUAGCUUGACGGAAGUGUCAUCGAGCAAUAUGCCUAAAUACUCUAGGUCAUUAAGUCUUCGAGGGAAAAAUCGAAGACAUGGUAGUCACUCGGUAACUGGCAAUGAAAGUCGUAAUUUGUCAAUUCCAAAAACGGGGUCUUUCGAAGGAUCAGAUUUCAGUAGAAUGAUGUUACCCGCGGGAAGCUCAUUUAGUUUUGAACUACAAAAGGAUACAACAACAAUUCCGUCCAUCCAGCCUGUAUCGACAUCAACAUUUAAAUUUAACCAAGAGACUCCUAUUACAUCUACUGAGUCUCCGUUUCAAACUAAUGGGGCAACUUUCAGUUUUCAAUCGGCCUUUCCAUCACAGCCUUUCUCUGCACCGGUGACCUUUAGUAAUAACUUUGGUAGUGGAUUAAAUCUUAAUCCCCCAGCAACUCCAAUUUUUAAUAUGAACGGUGAUGGCCAAGUUUUCCAGAAUGGAACGAACACUGAUGUACAAAAAAAUAUACAAUCAAGUAACGUUGGUAGGCCAAUAGCCAAUAUGCGUAGAC